This is a messenger RNA of Ceratina calcarata, 898 nucleotides long. It is a transcript of the gene Mpc1, whose product is annotated as mitochondrial pyruvate carrier. NCBI's taxonomy places the organism in Eukaryota, Metazoa, Arthropoda, Insecta, Hymenoptera, Apidae. The transcript is spliced from 3 exons. Gene Ontology annotation, biological process: pyruvate import into mitochondria. Gene Ontology annotation, cellular component: mitochondrial inner membrane. Bases 349 to 660 code for a protein of 103 amino acids. The record is from RefSeq and is a predicted model, not a curated record.
AUUUUCCGAGCAACAAGAAGUUGGACGUUGCGCUGGGUCCAAAUUCUAUCAGAUUUAAGAAUGUUAUCGCAUAGUUUUUUACGGUUAACAAUUCAGACGUUCGGAGUUCGUUGAGCUCCUCCACUCUGGUUUAUGUAACCAAAUUAAUAUCUGUUAUUCUUUCGAUGUUGAAACCGUUUUAUUCGAAUCUCGACUCUAUGCGCGUCACUUUCUGUUCGUUCACCUCUCGAAGGAAAACAAUAAUCAUUUGCAAUUCACGCUGACGAUAAGUAUCUACCGUGCGUAUCUCGUUAGUGGAUCGUAAGGGAAACGUAAACCAGAAGAUAGAGGCAAACAAUUAACGUUAAGAUGAAUCGCGUAAGGAAAUUGCUAUCGAGUAAAGAGACUCGAGAGUAUUUUAUGAGUACGCAUUUCUGGGGACCUAUAGCUAAUUGGGGCAUUCCAAUCGCAGCAAUCGCUGACACGCAGAGGGAUCCGAAAUACAUCAGUGGAAAAAUGACAUUCGCUUUGUGCUUGUAUUCUGCGAUGUUCAUGCGUUUUGCGCUGAAGGUCCAGCCACGAAAUUUACUUCUAUUUGCCUGCCAUUUUGUGAACGAAGGUGCACAGCUCACGCAAGGUACUAGAUUUAUUAAUUAUCAUUAUCUAAGUAAGGGGGAAUAAUGAUAAAUCAUACGGUACAAAGUAGCCAAAGUUAUUGAAGGUGCAGUGUGUACCUGUGUCCUAUCGAUCUAUCCAAAGAAUAUUUCCUUUGUCGUUCGUUUCUCCGAAUGAUCUUUAUUUAUGUAAAUUAAAAGCACACACAAAUAUAUAUAUAUGUAUAUAUUGUAACACGAUUUUCAUUGUUAAUAACAACCAAUAAAUUGAACAGUUACGAUACAGAGAUACCUUUUACAAGGCA